AUGACAGCUCCUUACCAUCCUUCUUCGAACGGCCAAGUCGAACGCUUCGUACAAACGAUAAAGAAACUUAUCAACUGCAUGUCAGACGAACCUGGUACACUGGAAGAAAAGCUUCACCAACUGCUGAUGAAACUACGUCAAGCUCCGAAUUCAACUGGUAACAGCUCAUACUUCUUGAUGUUCAAUAGAAGGAUCCGAACAUACUUAAGUUUACUCUUGCCUAAGACAAAGGAAGAAACAAAACAACCCAAAGGAAUAGCAAAGGAAAAACCUUGUGAGCUGGUCGAGUCAAGAGUCCUUGUUGAGUUUUCAAGUGGACGACCCGUACAACCUCAUCCUUUCCAGGGGAGACACCCACAAUCCGAGCUAACGGCCAAGAAAGAGGAGGAGUAG
Molecule: messenger RNA, 393 nt
Organism: Macrosteles quadrilineatus (aster leafhopper)
Lineage: Eukaryota; Metazoa; Arthropoda; Insecta; Hemiptera; Cicadellidae
Exons: 2
Coding region: 1-393 (130 amino acids)
Biological process (GO): DNA integration
Molecular function (GO): nucleic acid binding
Source: RefSeq, a predicted model, not a curated record